Messenger RNA from Blepharisma stoltei, 624 nucleotides. The record is from the annotation of a GenBank genome assembly. Lineage: Eukaryota; Ciliophora; Heterotrichea; Heterotrichida; Blepharismidae.
AUGGCUUCUCAAUCAGAACCGUAAAUUAUAAAAAGGGAUUAUGUUUUCAAAGUAAUUAUAGUUGGCGACUCCUUUGUAGGUAAAACCUGCACUUUAAUUCAGCGUUCUGAAAGAUACUUUAAAAAAGAUUAUUCAGCAACUAUAGGCCUAGAUUUCAGAGCCACAGAUAUUAUUAUAGGAAAUUCUAAAGUAAAGCUUCAAAUAGUAAAGCCAACAUAGUGGGACACAGCAGGCCAAGAAAGAUUUAGAGCUUUUGUUAAAGUGUAUUAUAGAGACUCUGACGGAAUUUGCAUUAUGUUCGAUAAAAGCAGCAGAGAAUCCUUUGAUCAUGUGGAUGGAUGAAUUAAAGAUAUUGAUAAAGAGGUAGAAAAUAAAAAUCAAAUAAGAAUACUUGUAGGAAAUAAAGCAGAUUUGAAAUCAGUAGUUAUCAAUGAGGAAGCAAAUAUUAAGGCAGAAAAAUAUAAUAUGGACUAUGUUGAAAUAAGUGCAAAAGAAAAUUACCAAGUGGAUUUUUUAUUUGAGGCUUUGGCUUUUCGGCUGCUUGAAAGAGGAGCAAAGCUGCAAAGUGAUGAGUCGUUAAAAUUGGCAUCAAGAGAAAAAAGAUUUUAUAGAGACUGCUGCUAA